Temnothorax curvispinosus is the source of this 3737-nucleotide messenger RNA. RefSeq names its product rabankyrin-5. The record is from RefSeq and is a predicted model, not a curated record. Gene Ontology annotation, molecular function: metal ion binding; protein binding. NCBI's taxonomy places the organism in Eukaryota, Metazoa, Arthropoda, Insecta, Hymenoptera, Formicidae. The transcript is spliced from 13 exons. Bases 150 to 3533 code for a protein of 1127 amino acids.
CCGACGGAUCCCGUGCGCGUGCUAAUGAGCGUGCGUUAACGCGCGGCGGGCCCGCGCCACAAACGAUAACGUCGCGUCGAAUAGCACCGAGUUCGGAACGUCGGACGUGACGGUCUCUGUCUCUCUCUCUCUCCCCUUCUCUUUCGAUCAUGGAGGACCCGACGGAGGCGCAGAAGUGGCAGCAUCAUCUGGCCCUGCUGCGGGAGCAAUACGUCAAUUUGUACAACUCGAACGCGGAGCUGCAACGGGAGUACGCCGUCGCCACGGCCGAGAAGCAGGAGGGCGGAUUUGCCGGCAGACUCCUGGCGACGGUGGCAUCCUUGUACUGUCAGCAUCGUUACAGUGAUAUAAGUAUAAAACUGACCGACCAAGAGAUACCGGCACACAAAUUCGUGCUGUCUGCCAGGACUGAUUUCUUCAGCGACGCGGCCCUUGUCGAAAAGACCGUUUUAGAUUGGAGCAAUUUAAGCAACGCCGUUGCGUUAGUGCUGCUGAAAUGGAUUUACACAGGCAAAGUGGCUCAGGAACACUUGACGUUGGAUUUGAUGAAAGCGGCGGCUGGUUUUCAGCUGUCCGAGUUGGUGGAUCAGUGCGAAAGGUAUCUGAUUGGGACGGUGGGAUUGAAGAAUUGUGUGGGAUUGUACUCGGCUGCCGAGGAACUGGGCACUCUGAAAUUGAAAGAGCAUUGCAGCUCCUUAAUUUCAGCACAUUGGGAAGAUCUGACGGGCGAGGACUUUAAGGAAAUGCCAGGUUCUCUGUUGUACAAGUUACUGCAAACCAAGAGUAAAUAUCCUUUGCACGCAGCGGUACGCUUGAUGCGCGAGGACGUCGUGUUUCUGUACUUGGUGGAACACAAUGCUGAGCUUCCGAAAGCAGUCAAUGCUGUGGAUCACAAAGGAGAAACGGCUCUAGAAGUUGCCCUGAAAACUCGCCAGCCGUCUCUGGCUCGCACCCUCGUGGAGCACGGAGCGGACCUGAGCGCGAAGGACGCGAGGGGUCUUUCUCUCCUUCAUUCGGCUAUCUUAAAGGGAGACUCCUACUCGUCCGAAUUCAUAAUCGAGCAGCUGGAGAACAAUGGCAGCGUGCAGAAGUUGUGCGAGGCUGUGAGAAUUAACGAGGGCGCGAAGAAUGCGGCUGACCUUAAGCAACUGGAAGGCUGCACUGCCUUGCAUCUAGUGGCGAAGCACAAUACGGAAAACAUGCUGGCGGUUGGAUCGAGAUUACUCCAAGCGGGAAUCGAUCCGAACUUGCAAGACCACAGGGGAUGGACUGCGCUUCACAGCUGUAUUUCGGAGAAAAACGAGAUGCUGUUCGAUCUGUUACUCGAGGCGAAGAAUAUAGAUGUAGAUCAAACUACGAACGAAGAUGACACACCGUUGUGUUUCGCGAUGAAGACGGAACCCUUCAACGAAUACUUCGCGUCGAAACUGUUAAUUAAGGGCGCUAUACCGAAUCCAACGUACGAUGCCACCGGGGACACGUUGCUCCAUAUCUUGACGCGAGAACGCAGAGAAGGAGCGGCGUUAUUCUUAGUGGAAAAUUCUAAUAACAAUUUAACGAAAACCAACAACGAAGGUUUCACGAUACUGCAUGAAGCGUGCAGGGUCGGCUUAAAAGAUCUGACUCCCGCUCUACUGAGAAACGGGCUGCCGACCGAUGUCGUUACCCUUUCCACUGGCGACGCGGCAAUUCAUUUCGCCAUUUCGAAUCUGUAUACUGACAUAGUCAUCGAACUGUUGGACGCUACAAGCUCGGAUUCGCAGCUAACUAUUAAGAAUAACGCGAAUGAGACACCUCUGAGCUUGGCUAUUAAAGCACCGUUCAAGAAGGGUAAAGAUAUCGUGUUGGCUGUGAUAAAAGCUGGAGCCGACGUGAAUGAGCGCAACGAAGAAGGCCUGACGUUGUUGCAUCAGGCGAUAUUGAAGGAGGAUUCGGCUACAGCGAUAUUUCUGUUAGAAAAUGGUGCUGACAUGAAUGCAAAAACAGCCAAUGGAGAAACGCCGUUACAACUAUGCGUACAUUGUAGACUGGGCGAAGUGGUGGAAGCUCUUUGCAGGCGAGGCGUAGAUACCUCAAUAGGAUGCCCGUUGUGGGACGCUUUGGACUCGGAUCAAGAAGAUACUGCGUCAAUCCUGGUUAAACACGGAGCGGACACCGAUUGUUGGGGUCCCGGCCCCGAUGGCUGUCAGCAAACGUUGUUACACAGAGCGAUCGACGAUAACAAAGAGGAUAUCGCACAGUUUCUGAUCAGAAGUGGAUGCGACUUGAAUGCUCCGAGACGACCUGGUCCAAACGGUGCUGGCGGAGACGAGGCAAGAGAUGAGUGCACGCCGUUACAUUUAUGUUGCCAAUGGGGACUCGAGCAAGUCGUUCAGACGCUCAUCGAGCAUGGAGCCGAUGUAAAUGCCCGCGACGCGGAGGGAAAAACACCUGUGCACGUGGCGAUACAGAAUCAGCAUACGCAGAUCAUUUCUCUUCUGCUGUAUCAUCCGAAUAUAGAUCUGAAUAAGAGAGACAAGAAGGGACUGACGCCUUUCGCAACCGCUCUGACAGUCCGCAACAACAAAGCUGCACAAGCGAUAUUAGAGAGAUUACCUAAGGCCGCCGAACAAUACGACAAUAAGGGCAGGAACUUCUUGCAUACUGCCAUACAGAAGGGUGACAUGGAGAGCAUUCUAUUUUUACUGUCGAUACAGGUAGACGUAAAUUCGAGAAUACACGACGUUACGCAAACGCCACCCUUACAUCUCGCAGGCAUGUCGGGAAACGAGAUGUUGGUGCGAAGUUUGAUUUUGGCGGGUGCUCGUGUCAACGAUACAGAUGCAAAUAGGAAUACCGCGCUGCAUGUGGCUGCCAAAGCGGGACACGCCACUGUCGUUUCCGCGUUGUUGCAAAACAACAUCAACUUUGACGCGGUAAACGCGGACGGUGACAACGCGUUGCACGUAGCUGUAAGAGAAGGCCAUGUAUCGGUAGUGCGGACGUUGUUGACCGAAUGUACAUUGGAUGCGGAAGCGGUGAAUCUCAAGGGUCGCAAUCCUUUACACGAAUUAGCUAGAUGCGCGAGGGACAACGCUGCGACGAUAUGCGACCUAUUUUUAGAAUGCAUGUCGCAAUAUCCAGUCAAUAACGCAGACUUGGAUGGGAACACGCCGUUGUUGAUCGCGUACAUGAAGGGCAAUGGCAAUCUUUGUAGAACGCUAGUGAAAGCCGGAGCGUGCCUAGGUUCGAUGAAUAAAGAUGGAAUUACGAUCUUCAACUAUCAAGUAGCGACGAAACAGCUGUUAUAUAGACUGUUGGACUCCCUGACGCAAGAAGCGCCGUGGUCCGACAAGGAUUGCUGCUUGGAGUGCGGAACAAAAUUCUCUCUCACAAUGCGCAAGCAUCAUUGCCGACACUGUGGACGAAUUUUGUGCAGCAAGUGUUCCGGUCAGGAUGUGCCGAUCUUGAAAUUUGGCUUGAACAAGCCGGUACGCGUAUGCAACGUAUGCUUCGACGUAUUGCUGGGCACCGGUUCUCUUCAACCGUCAUAGUUGAAAUAAGAAUUUAUAUACGACAACUGAUGAAAGGAAAGAUCAUUCCAAAAAUUUUUUUAUACGAAGAAAAGGCAGAUGUGAACUGAACCGAAAGUCUGUGUGUAGUUGUACGCCAUUGAUAUUUUAUGUAUCCUAUUGUAUACAUAUUGUUCAGAUUUGUUAAAACUAUCUCAUAGAGUUGAAAUACAGAUGAAGAGGAAA